CACUAACAAAAAAAAAACAUUAGCUACAUGCCUACAUAUUCCGUGAAUAUAUUAAUGAUUUAGAAUCAACAUAUUGUGGCUCCGCUCAUGAUUCACUUAUUUUUUUCUUGUACCAGUUAGCGACAUCCUUUAUAUAUGGUGAAAAGAUGGAUCACGUAAAAUCAACAGAAAGAUACAUAUUACAAUGAAGCAUGUAUACCUCUAUAUUAAUUAUAUAGAAACAAAUAUAGAUUUAUACAUUUUUUUUUUUUUUGAUUAACCUGGAGGGACUUCCACCCCAGGAGCCAACCCCUCGGCGCGAGGCGGACCAUUUGGUACUAUGGGGAAUUAGAUACCCCAAUUGUCUGGCCAGCGUAUCGAACCCGCGUGUUCCGUAUUGGGGUUUUUUAUUUCCCCUCAAGACCAUCUGGGCCAGCUACGCUGGUUAAUUUAUACAUAUAUUGUACAGCCAAGUUUAUGUUGUUGAUAAAGAAACGAUCCGAACAUAUUAAUUUCUUGGGUGUUUAAAAAGUAUCAUCACAAUGCUUCCUCACAAUCAGAAGCAUUUGGAAUAAGCCUAAUUUUAAAAGUUUACAUUUUUUUGAUUUUAUGUUCUGCUCAUGAUAUAAUAAGCAAUGUUACAUAGUUCGUGAAGAAGCAUAUAUAAAAUUCAGUUUGAAAUAAAUCAUUUUUUUGUCUUUAUUGUGACGUUCACAUAGACUUGACAAACUCAAGCACUUUCUCUUGGAAAAUCCUUGAUGAUGAAGUAGAAGCCAUGAUGAUGAAUCAAACCAUAAUGGAAAGAGAGAUCUAGCUUUGUACACAUGGAGUUAUUUGGAUAACACAAUAGAAGCCACCUAUAACCAAUUACGCAAUGCCUUGGAGUCUUUCUGCUAUUAAGAUUGAUAGUUGCUGGAGGGAUAUAGACAAAAAAUUACCUAGAUAUGAUUCUGAGAAUGCUCCUUCACAACUGUCUUGAAAUUAAUGGUCACAAAUUUCUUAUUUAUAUGCUUCUUUUUGUGGCAAGCACUUACCUGUUUGUUUAAAUUUAUAAUUAUUAGCUGGGCGUGUUACAAAAAAAUAAAAUAAUAAUAAUAAUUAUUAGGUGGGCCCAAAUUCGAAUAGACUUGGCCUGAUUCUACUAGGUUGAGCUAGUCAUAUCUCAUUACCCACCUCACUGAAAGCGUUCUAUGUGCAGAAAAAGACUUCAGUUUGUUGCUUUGUUUCGGAAGUAUUUAAGAACCGGUUCUUAUUUUUUUUUUAGUUAAAAGUUAAAAAACGAUUUCUUAUAUUCUAGUAAGAACCUCAUCCUAAGAACCUCCAUUAAUCAUGCUCUAAGAGCAUAAUUAACCCGGGGUUCUUAGGAUGCGGUUCUUAGCGGAAGUUAAGAAACUGUUUCUUAACUUUUAACUAAAAAAGCUAAGAACCGGUUAUUAAAAUUAUUAUUUAAGAACCGGUUAUUAAAAUCCUUAUUUAAGAACCGGUUCUUAUAUUUUUUUAUUUAAAAGUUAAGAAACAGUUUUUUAACUUCCGCUAAGAAACUCAUUCUAAGAAUCCUAGGUUAAUUAUGGUCUAAGUAAAUUGGAGAAUUGACUACGUUAAAUGUGUUAGUGGGUUUCUUGUUUGUAUUAUUUUUGAGAAGGGUUUGUUGCACCAGAUUUUUAUUAUUAAAUACUAGAAAACUAGCUUUGCAAAUUAAUAUAUUAAUUAAUCUAAGCUAACCUAAGCUCCAAUCGAUGAAAAGAGAAGAAGCUUAAGCGAUCUCUUCUCUAGUAUAUAUAGCCAUCAUUUAAUAAACAUUGGUUCGACUAUAAUAUAACCCAUUUGAUACAUUUGAUAAAUCAAAUUCAAUACGCAUUCCAUCAAAAUAGACGAAUUAUAUACUACAAUUUGAACAUUUAUAAUGCACCUUUUUUUUUGUAACACGAACAUUUCUAAUGUAUUGUUUCUUUUUUUUCUUUCUUCAAAAUUGAAUAAUAUGAGUUAAGUUUCACUUUAACAAUACUUCACUUUGAUAUAAAAAUAAAUAAAUUAAUAAAUUAUUCUGCUUUAGAAUAACCGCAGUGCAUUUAGAAAGUAUUUUACUUUGAGAAAAUAAAGUAGAGCUGAAAAUGAUUUUACGUGCAUGAAAAAUACACACCAAAUUAGAUCGUCACCGUUAAUUAAGUCCAAAGUUUUAAAUCAGGACCGUCCAUUUAAUAAGAAAACCCUUAUAUAUACACAUCUACACAAACAUAGCUUCGUUUUGUGUCAACUUCAUAACAUUUUCUCUGAGAAAACUUCAACGUUUCUCAAGAAUGUUUGCUGAGUCUCUGAUUAGUUUCUCUCAGUUGAUCGCAGAAACCUUCAUUAUCGCCUCCCUCUCCGUCUUCUCUCUCCGUCUCUUCCUUAGACUUGCAUCCUUCCUCGUGAGCCGCCCUUGGCGCCGUUACCGUACAUUCACCGUUCACCGCCGCCGAAGAUGGAGGAAGAAAACGGCGGAACCGUACUGUCCCAUUUGUCUCCAAGACGCGGCGGAGGGAGAGAAGAUGAGGCGGUUAACGGCGUGCGGCCAUUGUUUCCACGCCGAGUGCAUCGAUCCGUGGCUGGAGAAACGGUCCACGUGUCCUCAGUGCAGAGCUCAGAUCCCGCCGGUGCCGCCGGAGUAUCCUCUGGUUGCGUUAUUUGUCCCUCCCGGCGUGAUAGAGUUGUUUACCAAGGAACCUUAGCUCUUUCGUUAUCAUUAUUCUUUAUAAUUAAUUAAAACUUAAACUGAGUUUUAAUACAGAAGUACAUGAUUACGUAAUCAGUAACCAAUGUAAUCUUUGUAUUUGUCGCACUCAUAAAAGAAAAAAAAGUUUUUCGAAUUUGGACCAUAUAUUAAAAUUGCAUAUGAAACAAGAAUUUAAAGUGCAGAAACAAACAAAAAUAUACAUUUUUUAAUAAGAUUUGUUUCCUAUUUUCUAGGACUUUCUAAGUAUUUCGAAUUCAUUAGAAAAAAAAAACAGCUAAUUUGCAAAUGUAUAAAUCAACAACAACUCUUCUGAAUUAUAAGUCCUUUAUAUAUAGCAUGAAUUAUUUCAAAUAAUAAAUACUGAGCUUACUUUUGAGCCUAAAUUUUAUCAUAAUAACCUAACCUUAACUUUAAGUUGAACUACUUUCAAAUUUGAACUUCAAAUAUCCAAAAUCUUAUAAAUAUGCUAUCAUACAUCACGUUUGAGCACCACAUGCAUAAAACAACGGCACAAUAUUCAAUCACACACUAUGUCACAACGGACACUACAAACACACAAUCAAAAGUUUUCUUUCUCCAAGGUCCAUUUCAUAAGACCGUGUUCCUCCUAUAUAACUCAGUUUCCUAUAUUACAUUUUAUAUUAUUUUAUGUACUAUUUUGCAAAGUUAUAAAGAAACAUUUCAAACAACUGCAUCUUCAAA
Molecule: messenger RNA, 3394 nt
Organism: Brassica napus (rape)
Lineage: Eukaryota; Viridiplantae; Streptophyta; Magnoliopsida; Brassicales; Brassicaceae
Product: RING-H2 finger protein ATL22-like
Exons: 1
Coding region: 2277-2687 (136 amino acids)
Biological process (GO): protein ubiquitination
Source: RefSeq, a predicted model, not a curated record